Molecule: messenger RNA, 2715 nt
Organism: Hypoxylon fragiforme
Lineage: Eukaryota; Fungi; Ascomycota; Sordariomycetes; Xylariales; Hypoxylaceae
Product: MFS general substrate transporter
Exons: 3
Coding region: 466-2433 (655 amino acids)
Biological process (GO): transmembrane transport
Molecular function (GO): transmembrane transporter activity
Source: RefSeq, a predicted model, not a curated record
CUCGCUCCCGAUUACUACCCAUUCAACUCCCUAGUCGUUGAUUUCACCCGGCAACUAGCGGGAAUAGAACCGGGAAUAGGCGUCCCUCACCAAACUUAUGCCGGUCUGAUAGGUGGGGAACUGCCUAUACGCUGCUAACAUCCUGUAUCUUAGGUAGUUGGUUCUAUGGAUUGGGAUUGCCUACCUAGGGUGCUAUUAGGUAUGUAGUAGCACCCGAGUUUCGGAUGGGAGAGUCGGUACCUAUUGUCGCUUCUCGGGUUCCCUUUAAUAAACCCUAUAUCGGCGGACCAUAUUUACGUUUGGCCAUUGCUUCGUUACGAUGUCAUUUAAACGGUGUAGAAGCAACGGUGCUGCAUGUAGAACUCUUAACUAUACCUGGGUAUUUAUUUCUUUAUAGCUUGCCGGCAGUCGCCUAAGCCAAGCCUUUUUAUACUACCCAUUCCCUUUACUCAUACUACCGAAGGUAUGGAACCAAUCAACGACGAGGAUGGGAUUGAGCGUGCUAUAGACGAUAGACCGAACGGUCGUCCAUCUCUUGGCAGCGAUGAGGUACUCGAGAAGUAUCGAGCGGCACAAUCUAGCACAUUAAUAGGAGUGCAGGCGCCAAAUUCUAUGGCAAAAAUGGAAAUUUUGGGGAGAGCUACUCAUGAGAAUGGCGCCGGUGAAAUAUCACGACCCGAUGCGGAUACUCCUAUCACUUAUCUUUACUUAACUUUCGACACGCCAGUGGUACAUAGUGUCGCGGGGGAUCAGCGACCAAUCCACGACGGUCUUCCUCCAUGUCCCGACAUAUCGCAGUACACAGACCCACAGACCUGGCCUAAAUUACGGAAAGGGAUCAUGGUGGGGAUAUCUUGCAUGGCUACCUGCUUCACGGCGUAUGCGGCGGGUGCGUAUUCCGUGUCAGCAGACUUGAUCGCCGCGGAUCUAAAGACAUCGCGCCAGGGCGCGUUGGCGGGAGUUACGACGUUCUGCACCGGCUUCGCAAUCGCCCCGAUGAUUCUCGCCCCCUUUUCUGAGAUUAACGGACGGUACCCUAUCUUCGCCAUCGCCGGUGCCGUUUUCGUCUGCUUUCAAGCAGUCUGCGGCGUGGUAACAAACUUGUCAGGUAUGCUGAUCGCCCGGUUCUUCAAGGGUGUCGGUGGAAGCGUAUUUAGCACAAUGGUGGGCGGAGUUAUUGCUGAUAUGUACGAGAAGGAGGAUCGCAACACGCCGAUGGCGCUUUUUAGUGGUGCUGUUCUCAUCGGCACAGGUCUCGGUCCUCUUGUUUCUGCCGUCAUGGUGCAGCAGUGGGGAAGUGAGGGAGAUAAAUGGAAAUGGGUAUUCUGGCACCAAGUGAUUAUAGACUUUGUCCUGAUGAUUGCUGUCGUAAGCUUGUUCAAAGAGAGCCGGGGCUCAGUACUCUUAUCCAGGAAGGCGAAGUGUUUGAACGCGUGGUAUGAAAAGUUAGAGGAGAAGGGUGUCUUCGGUGUCUUCACUGCUGGAUCAACCGUGGAUUCUGGUGUUUUGUCGACGCCGAACGAAGAGAAGUCGAUUGCGGGACCGCAUUCAUCAAUAGCUGCACCAGAAUAUUAUUCUAGGUCAAGAGGCCAUCUACAGUUACGGCGGAUCCGAUGGAUAGUCAAAGAGGAUGAGCAGCGAGCGUCAAUCACUACGAUGGUGAAGGUAUCGCUGUUUAGGCCAUUCGCUCUUUUAUUUACCGAGCCUAUAGUCUUCUUCUUCUCGCUUUGGGUAUCUUUCGCAUGGGCCAUACUCUACCUGACCUUUGGGUCUAUACCGCUUGUGUUCCAGCGACAGUAUAACUUCAGCAUUGAACAGUCUGGUUAUGUCUUUGCUGCGAUGAUUAUCGGUUCCGUUCUUGCGACGACUAUCGGCAUAUAUCAAGAGAGCAUGCUCAAGCAUCCAAAAUGGCAAUCUAGAUCUGAUAGCUCGGAGGUUGAUAGUUCAGAUACCAGCCUGGAUAUCGCAGCGGCGACCCCAUUCUGGUCUUUUGUAAGGCGGAAAUUUCCAGCCGAGUCACCUGAAUCGCGGUUGUAUUUCACCUGCUUCACUUCGGUAUUGCUCCCAGCGGGCCUCUACUUAUUUGGUUUCGCAGCCCAGCCGUCAACCCAUUGGAUGGUUCCGACCUUUGCGAUAUUACUCGCCUCGAUGGGCAUAUUUUAUAUAUAUCUGGCUACGUUCAAUUACCUCGCGGACACGUACCAAACCUACGCAUCUUCAGCGUUGGCGGCGCAAUCUUUUUGCCGCAACGUGCUCGGUGGAGUAUUCCCUCUCGUGACGGGACCGCUGAUUCAAAACCUGGGAGAAGAUGCGACCGGUGGACUGCUGGGAGGAAUAGCUACCGUGCUGACAAUAGUGCCAUGGGCAUUGGUCCUCUUUGGGGAGAAGAUCCGAAGAAGAAGUUCAUUUGCGGUUGCUCUUGAACGGAAAUAGGGGGAAGACCAAUACAAGGCCACCCUAUAACCUGCUUCGAUGUUGUUUGUAGGCUUUGAAGAGAGCUGAGCAAUCUUUAGGUUAGGUAUCUACCUACCACUACUAAUAUGCUACUAGGUAGCUGAAGAAAGGAACGUGUUUUCAAUAAACUGUAGAAGGGAAAAACCGGAAAACAACUAAUGGAUCAUGAUGUUUGCAAAUAGCAUAACAUGACUAGGUAUAUAGAUGUAGUUAAAUGUUAAAGAAAGAAGAAUAAGAAGAAUUCAAUGUUCAACAUAGAAA